CAGCAAUUUGGAUGUGGCAAACGUGCGCCAGACUGUGUUAACGCUUGUGGUUAUCGGUUUACCUGUCUGCAUGUGAAUCAUUUUGUAUACAACUGCGGCCAUGAAGACAGAUGAUAUAGUGUACCUGAGUUUGUUAGGAGCCUCAAUAGGGUUUGGGCAGAUAUACAGAGGUUUAAGGAGCCCUGAAGCCCGGAAAUGGAUAGGGACGAUUGUGGGGUUGGCCCUAACCCUAGCAGUCUCGGGCUGGCAUAUCAUCCAUCCUCUCUUCCUCACCGCCACAAAUAUUCUUAUUCUCCUCUACGUCAGUAAGAGCUUGUGUCAUGCAGUCAGCUUUUGGUGGAGCUUCUCAUAUUUAUUAUUUUUCCGUGUUUGCCAUUAUGUUGGUCUGGAGAUGGCCCCAGCUCACACCAAUGCAGUGCAGAUGAUGAUUACAUUAAAGUUGAUUGGGGUGUGCUUUGAAGUUCACGAUACGUGGAGAAAACGUGGGGAGGCUAAGAAGGAAGACGAUGAGAAGAAAGUUAAACUUGAACUAGAAUUGAAAUAUGAGGGGGUGGACCCCACACCUCUGGACAUCUUUCAUUAUGCUUUCUGCUAUGUUGGAGUCCUCACAGGUCCGUACUAUAAAUACAGAGUAUAUGAAGACAUGCUGCAAGGGGCGCCUCUUAACAGUGGAUUGGACUGCUUACAAGCAAUGCUGCGGAGAAUAUGGGUCGUGCCACUGUAUGCAGGGGCAUUCCUGCUGUCUGACUACUUCUUCCCUUUGUCAUUUGCUGAGAAUGAGGUAAUCUUCAGAGAUUAUGGCUUUUUUUAUCGUAUGUGGUAUAUGACUCCUGUGUUCUUCAACUUUCGCAUGCGGAUCUAUGCUGGUUUUGUCCUAUCGGAGUGUGUGUGUAUCAUGGCCGGACUUGGAGCAUACCCAGUGGCCAGUGAGCCCAAACCUGGUCGUGGCCCAAGUAAAUAUGAGGUGCUUGAAGCAAGUUCUAAAAUGGAGCCAGUCAAAACUGAAUACAAUUUUGAAACUAUCCACAAUAUUGAUGAGUUUGGAGCAGACUUCACCCCGACGGUCCGGGCAGGAAUGCGUUGCUGGAACAUGACAGUGCAGUUCUGGCUUGCCAAUAAUGUAUACAAGCGUCUCAAGCUGGCCAGGCCAAUCAAGGAAGCACUGACAAUGUUGGCCUCUGCAUACUGGCAUGGAGUGUACUCGGGUUACUACCUAUCCAUGCUGACCGUGCCAUUCAUACUCGCUGUGGAAGACUAUUUUGACCGCCUUGUCAGGAGGAGACUUGGAGACUCGGGCCAGUAUGCUUAUGACUGGUUUGCCUGGUUUGUAAAGAUGCAAAACUUUGCCUACAUGGGCAUGGCUUUCCUCCUGCUUCGUGUGGACACCACAUUGCAUUACUGGCACUCCAUAGGCUACAUAUACCAUGGCCUUUUGAUCAUGAUGCACUGCGUCGCUCAGUACGUCAACCUCAUCAUGGGUAAAGCUGAAUAUAAGCUGAAGAAAAGUCGAGCAACGGCAAUAAUUGAUGAGCACACCAAAAUGCGCUUUGUGAAGACCAAGGAGGUAGCUACAGACAAAGUGAUUGCUGCCCGAGAAGAUUGCAAUGGAGUAAACGACAAGUAAAAUAAUUUCAUUAAAUCAUCAAGUUUAGGAAACGAAGGCAUUUAUACAUUUUCUACAUAACAAAUGGAGUGUAAUAAGUAUCACAUCACGUCUUGUUUGGUUUGUGUUUAUGGAUAUAAAAACAGCGUUCUACAUCAGGGUUAUACCAGGUAAUUUUCUGUCGAGCUUGUACCUUCUUAUUACAUAGAGAAUAGGAAUUUUAUUACUUCUAAAAGGAGUAUAAUGUUUUAGUAUAAUGCCAGUUAGGAACCAUACAAUCUGGGAAUUGUUAACCUUUUCUCUUGGGAACUGAUUAUAUACAAAACAUGUUUGUGAAAUUAAUGUAUUUGUAUAUUGUGACUGUUCUGUCUCUUUGAUGUGUUCUGUAACUUGGGGUAUACUGUACUUUCUCAAGGCAAGUUAUGUAACAUAGGUUCCAAUUGUAUUAUGUAAACUUUCCAUACCAUUGUCUUGGUUUUUAUUACAGUAAGUUUAAUUAGAAUUACUUUUGUAGUACAAAGUGAUGUAUGUCAUUUAAGAUGGUGAAACAUUAUUACUUCAUGGGUUGUUAAAGCAGUCAUUAACUUACAGUAAUAUGUGAAUGGAAAGACAUCGGUGGUGAGAGUAUAUUAUUUAGACAAUUUACGAUUGAACACUAGUGACUUGGAUGUGUUGGUUAUUACAAUCCUUUGUUGAACUGAUGACCACAGUUGUGAAUUGUGAAAAUGUCGGAUAUGGGAAGUGUUUCUGGAUUUUAUUUUAAAGUUUAUGCUAUGGAACCCAUCUAAAAAAAGAUUUUUCAUAAUGAUAGGGCACUUAAAGAAUCUUACCUGUGUGCCUGUGUUUUCUGGACAAGGUGAGGUUUGCCCACUGGUCAUUAUUGGUGCUUAAGACUACAUCACUCAUGGUUAAUGUCAACAUGUUGAACUUGAUUUUUUCUGUGAUUGUUUUGUGUAUAUGUAUGUAUAGAAUACCAAGGUUUGCAUAAUACUUCAGUGUUAACCCUUGAUAGUAACUCAGUUUUUAGUAUAAGCAAUAUAUUUCUGGGAAAUUUAAGCAGGGUAGUUGCACAUACCAUAUCACUUUAUUUAUUCAAAGGAACAAAUUAUAAAAUUAGAAAGGUAACUGGGUUUCUGUAUUCAGUACCUUUUCUUAUUUGCAAUGGGUGGCCUUUAUAUUGCAUAUGUUAUGAAUGAAGUUGGAUUCAGGUAAAAUCCUUUACUGUAUUAUAUGCUAUUUACUCUACUAAUAGAAGUUGUAUUUUAUUUCGAGCUCUAGAUUGACAAACAUUAUCAUUUAUCAAGGGAGGAAUAUAUUAAAAAUGUUAUAGAUAUUAGGCAAAAAAUCACUUUGCCAUUAUUAUAUCACUAAUGCUUUAUAGCAUCAUGGGUGAACAAGUACCACACAAUCUAACAAUCAUCCACAUUAGCACUCUGUCACUUCAGAAAACCAUGCAUACAAUGAUACUCUGAAAUAUCAUGUAACGAAUGAAUGCAUUCACUCCUUACAAACCGAUUCAACCUAGCCUUGCUCUUCCUAAUGCACUCAAAAUAUCUGCCCAUUUUUAUCCUGGCCUUCUCCUACUCUCAGAUUUAUUAAAAUAUACUCUCUCCACCAGUUCACUAUUAAACCUUAGGAAUAAGCAAAAUAAUCUUUGACGUCAAGGAAGAGAAAGUGAUUGUUUAACUGUACAAGUCUCUGUUGCACUCCCAUCUGGACUAGUGUAUCCAUGCAUGGAAACCUCACCUUCUAAAGGACAUAUCUGCUUUCUCAGAGAAAACUCAACACAGAGUAACUAAUCCAGAACCAAUUUAACUCUUGUACCAGGAAUGGUUGAGGGCCAUAGGAAUAAAACUACUACAAACCAGACAUAAUAAGGCUGAUCUCAGAGACCUUCAAAAUACUGAACAAAUUGGAAGGUAUUAAUCCAAACCACUUCCUUAAAAGGUUAAAUGUAACCCAUAAAAGGGGAAACGGCUACAAGCUCAACAAGCACAAUUCAGGACAGAAGCAAG
Messenger RNA from Procambarus clarkii (red swamp crayfish), 3618 nucleotides. It is a transcript of the gene frj, whose product is annotated as membrane bound O-acyltransferase domain containing farjavit. Lineage: Eukaryota; Metazoa; Arthropoda; Malacostraca; Decapoda; Cambaridae. Gene Ontology annotation, cellular component: membrane; mitochondria-associated endoplasmic reticulum membrane contact site. The record is from RefSeq and is a predicted model, not a curated record. Gene Ontology annotation, molecular function: lysophospholipid acyltransferase activity. Gene Ontology annotation, biological process: lipid modification; phosphatidylinositol biosynthetic process.